Erinaceus europaeus (western European hedgehog) is the source of this 2179-nucleotide messenger RNA. It is a transcript of the gene SIX2, whose product is annotated as SIX homeobox 2. Gene Ontology annotation, cellular component: nucleus; transcription regulator complex. Bases 496 to 1395 code for a protein of 299 amino acids. Gene Ontology annotation, molecular function: DNA-binding transcription factor activity, RNA polymerase II-specific; RNA polymerase II cis-regulatory region sequence-specific DNA binding. The record is from RefSeq and is a predicted model, not a curated record. The transcript has 2 exons. Gene Ontology annotation, biological process: regulation of transcription by RNA polymerase II; kidney development. Lineage: Eukaryota; Metazoa; Chordata; Mammalia; Eulipotyphla; Erinaceidae.
GGAGCCGCCCGACCCGCCGGGGCUCGAGUUACCGGUGACUGACAGCGUCUCCAUGGCGAAUAAUUUGACUCCGACUAUUGUCUGGCGCGGGCAGGCCCCGGGUCAGAUAACCAGACCAAUCAGGGCGCGGGCCGCCGCGCCUCAUGCCCGCUUAGAAUAAUAUUAUUAAGAAAGCAGCGAGCGAGCUAGACGGGAGGGAGAGCGAGCGGGCGGGCAGGCGGGCGGCGAGGAGGGAGCGGCGGGCGGCGGGCGCGGAGCAUGCGGAGCAGCGCCCCGGGCGGCCUCUGGGCUGGGACGCGGGGGCCUGCGAGGCGCGCGGGCGGCGGGGGUGCGCGGGCACCCGGGACCGCGCCGCGCUGAUCCGGAGCCUGCGGGGAGUCAGCCCGGGGCCGGGGGGCCCGCCCCGCCCUCCCGCCUCUCGGCCCGGCUGCCGGGCGUCCAUGCGGGAGCGUGCGGCGGGGUGAGGGCGCGGGCGGGCGGGGCGCGGCCGGCACCAUGUCCAUGCUGCCCACCUUCGGCUUCACGCAGGAGCAAGUGGCCUGCGUGUGCGAGGUGCUGCAGCAGGGCGGCAACAUCGAGCGGCUGGGCCGCUUCCUGUGGUCUCUGCCCGCCUGCGAGCACCUCCACAAGAACGAAAGCGUGCUCAAGGCCAAGGCGGUGGUGGCUUUCCACAGAGGCAACUUCCGCGAGCUCUACAAGAUCCUGGAGAGUCACCAGUUCUCGCCGCACAACCACGCCAAGCUGCAGCAGCUGUGGCUCAAAGCGCACUACAUCGAGGCGGAGAAGCUGCGCGGGCGACCGCUGGGCGCGGUGGGCAAGUACCGCGUGCGCCGCAAGUUCCCGCUGCCGCGCUCCAUCUGGGACGGCGAGGAGACCAGCUACUGCUUCAAGGAGAAGAGCCGCAGCGUGCUCCGCGAGUGGUACGCACACAACCCCUACCCCUCGCCCCGGGAGAAGCGCGAGCUGGCCGAGGCCACCGGCCUCACCACCACGCAGGUCAGCAACUGGUUCAAGAACCGCAGGCAGCGCGACCGAGCGGCCGAGGCCAAGGAAAGGUACGAGGAGAACAGCGAGAACUCCAACUCCAACAGCCACAACCCGCUGGCCUCAUCGCUGAAUGGUGGCGGCAAGUCAGUGCUGGGCAGCUCUGAGGACGAGAAGACUCCGUCCGGGACUCCGGACCACUCCUCAUCCAGCCCGGCUCUGCUGCUCAGCUCGCCACCGCCCGGGCUGCAGACCCUGCACAGCCUGGGCCACCCACCCGGGCCCAGUGCAGUGCCUGUGCCGGUGCCGGUGCCAGGGGCAGGCGGCGCAGACCCGCUGCAGCACCACCACAGCCUGCAGGACUCCAUCCUCAACCCCAUGUCGGCCAACCUCGUGGACCUGGGCUCCUAGAGCUGGAUGCCAGAACCCAGGGACAGUGCACAGCAGGAGGGCCCCGCAUCUGGUGCCCCCAAAGGUACUGACCAGCCGGUGGAGCAACCGCAGCACCCAGGACUCACUGGUCUGGUCUCAGCUUGGGAUUUGUUUGCAACAAGCUGUUUUCUGAGAUACUUUGAAGGCACCGGACAGGAUAAGGAAGGGAAUAAAUUAUACACCUCUCCUCUCCUUCUCUCUCUCUCUCUCUCUCUCUCCCUCCCUCCCUCCCUCCUUCCCUCCCUUCUCUCCCUUCCCUGGGCUUCUUUGCUCUUUUUUCUCUUCUUCUCUCUCCACUUCUUACACCCUCCCUCCUCCACUACCUCUGCUUCCCUGGUUGCUCUAUUUUUUUUCUGGUUGCUCUAUUUCUCGGUCACUGCUCAGCACAAGACUCUAGCACUACUGGUCCUUCUAUCUGUAUCCCUCGAGUCUCUUUAUUUGAGUCUCUCCUCAUUGCCCAGACUGGAAGAUCGAAGGAAAGACAGGGCUGCAGGUGUCAGCUUUGCUCUAGUAAAUUAAGUGAAGGAGAAAGGAUUGGAGAGUGGAGACCCCAGAAAGCCCCCCCCUUGCCGCUUGCACCUCUCCCUCCCCACCAGCCUGGGGACUCCUCCUUCCAGGACUAUGGGGCUGUGGUGGGCUGAAGAGAAGGACCGUGCCUCCCCAACCUCGGACUUGUCUUGCCGGCUCCUUGUUAUGUCCUCAUGUGAAUGUUCUUCGGGAAAUAUUUCUGCUUUUAUUUUAUAAUAAAAUUAGAAAUCAUAAA